AUGGUAGAUAAAGGUCAAGUCAUCAGCCUUUGUCGUUCCCUGCUUUGGGCAGGGCGUCAGUACCCUGACUACAACAUCAGGGAGUACGCUAAGCGAAGGACCUUGGAUGGGUUCCUCAUGAACAAGAAUCUCACUGAUCAUUCUAAGGUGGAGGAUGCUUAUGCUGAAGGUAAGAAGCAGCUGGAGGUUGUAGAGAGGGUGGUGAAGGUUUACUUGGCAUAUCCUCCCAAGACCAAGAACAUCAUGGAACUCAAGCUUCAGUAG
Messenger RNA from Brassica oleracea var. oleracea, 264 nucleotides. Its product is annotated as LYR motif-containing protein 4-like. Gene Ontology annotation, biological process: iron-sulfur cluster assembly. Lineage: Eukaryota; Viridiplantae; Streptophyta; Magnoliopsida; Brassicales; Brassicaceae. The record is from RefSeq and is a predicted model, not a curated record. Bases 1 to 264 code for a protein of 87 amino acids. The transcript has a single exon.